UGCGACUGUGACCGAAUGUCAGCACUUCACCACCCCAACCACCCACUGAGUCCAUCACCCGUCUCCACUCAGUUGCUGGAUGAUCCCGUGACGUCUCCUCUGACAAAACCUGAGCGCUUAAAGUUGAUGAUUUACAGACUCAUUUUUACACCUCUGCUACAUUCCCUGGGUCGUCUUUGUUUGAAGCGCCACUCCCGAACGCUGGUCUCAAAAAUGGCUUUUCAGUAUCCACAGGCUUACCGUGACGAGGCAGUAGUUGAUAACUAUCAUGGCUGCAAAGUUCCCGAUCCAUACAGCUGGCUGGAGGACCCCGACAGUGAAAAGACUCAGGCCUUUGUCAGCGCUCAGAACCAACUGACGCUGCCGUUUCUGGAGCGCUGUGAGGUGCGAGACCUGUUCAAGGAGCGCAUGACCGAGCUGUACGACUACCCCAAGUACAGCUGUCCCUUCAAGAGGGGAAGCAGGUACUUUCACUUCUACAACACAGGCCUCCAGAACCAGAGUGUGAUGUAUGUGCAGGAGAGUCUGGAUGCUGAGCCCUCAGUCUUCUUAGAUCCAAACACUUUCUCUGAUGAUGGAACCGUUGCCCUGCGAGGCUAUGCAUUCUCUGAGGACGGGGAGUACCUGGCCUAUGGAACCAGCGCCAGCGGCUCAGACUGGGUGGAGAUGCGCUUCCUGCGGGUGGAGGGCGCCGUGCCCCUGGAGGACCGUCUUGAACGGGUCAAGUUUAGCUGCAUGUCCUGGACUCAUGAUGGGAAAGGCCUUUUUUACAACUCCUAUCCUGAGCAAGAGGGAAAAAGUGACGGCACCGAGACCUCCACUAACCUUCACCAGAAGCUGUACUUUCAUGUUUUGGGGACUCCGCAGUCCGAGGACGUUCUGUGCGCUGAAUUUCCCGAGCACCCCAAAUGGAUGAGUGGGGCUGAGGUAUCCGAUGACGGGCGCUAUGUGCUGCUGUCUAUCAGAGAGGGCUGCGAUCCGGUCAACAGGUUGUGGUACUGUGACCUCCAGACAGCUACUCAGGGUAUCACAGGACUUUUGCCAUGGGUGAAGUUAAUUGACAACUUCGAUGCGGAGUAUGAAUACGUGACCAACGAGGGCACUUUGUUCACCUUCAAGACCAACCUGGACGCCCCGCGUUACCGGCUCAUCAACAUCGACUUCGCCUCUCCCGAUCAGGGCAACUGGAAGGAGCUCCUCGCCCAACACGACAAAGACGUCAUUGUGUUUGCCACCUGCACAUACUCCAGCUAUCUGUUUGUGUGUUUCCUCCACGACGUGAAGAACGUGUUGAAGAUGUACCGCCUGAGUUCAGGGGAGGAGCUGAGGACAUUUCCUCUGGACGUUGGCUCCAUUGUGGGCUUCACCGGCCGAAAGAGGGACUCGGAAAUCUUCUACUAUUUCACCUCUUUUCUGUCGCCAGCUAUCAUUUACCACUGUGACCUGACCAAAGAGCCACUGCAGCCACACGUCUUCAGAGAGGUCACCGUCAAGGGUUUCAACCCCUCUGACUACCAGACCACCCAGAUCUUCUAUCCCUCCAAGGAUGGCACUCAGAUACCCAUGUUUAUUGUUCACAAGAAGGGCAUCAAAUUGGACGGCUCCCAUCCAGGUUUUCUGUAUGGCUACGGAGGCUUCAACAUCUCCAUCACACCGAGCUACAGCGUCUCCCGCCUCAUCUUUGUCAGACACCUGGGAGGCGUUCUGGCAGUGGCCAACAUCAGAGGAGGAGGAGAGUACGGAGAGACCUGGCACAAAGCUGGGAUGCUGGCAAACAAGCAGAACUGCUUUACCGACUUUCAGUGUGCAGCAGAGUAUCUCAUCAAGGAGGGCUACACAUCUCCCUCCAAACUGACCAUAAACGGAGGCUCCAACGGAGGCCUUCUUGUCGCCGCCUGUGUGAAUCAGAGACCUGAGCUGUUUGGCUGCGCCGUGGCUCAGGUGGGCGUCAUGGACAUGCUGAAGUUCCACAAGUUCACAAUCGGCCAUGCGUGGACCACCGACUUUGGCUGCUCAGAAAAACAAGAGCAGUACGAGUGGCUCAUCAAAUACUCCCCUCUGCAUAACAUCCACAUCCCAGAGGGCAACGGGGUCCAGUACCCGGCCGUGCUUUUGCUGACGGGGGACCACGACGACCGGGUGGUGCCGCUCCACUCCCUGAAAUAUAUCGCCACCCUGCAGCACAUCGUAGGUCGCAGCUCAAAGCAGACAAAUCCCCUGUUCAUCCUUGUGGACACAAAGUCCGGCCACGGUGCCGGCAAGCCAACCAGCAAAGUCAUCCAGGAGGUGGCCGACACCUACGCCUUCAUCGCCCGCUGUCUGAACAUCUCCUGGGUCAAAUAGCCUGCACCUCCACCUAACAUGCGUGUUUUGGUUUGUCUUAUCUUCCUUUCAAAUUCAAAUUCGAAAGACUAAGACUGUUCAUCCCAGCUGGCAUGUUCUUUAUAACGCCUAACUUGUAAGUCAACGGUUCAGCCCAUGUGGACUCCACACCCUGAUCACAGGGUAAGCCGCUCAGUCCCUACAAAAAGUAUUACCGUUACAGUUCAGAAAUCUGCUCCUCAGCCGUCAUGAGGGCUCACUAGCAGGAGGCUGAUUUGGAUCCAACACAGUGUGUGUUAUUUAUUUGUUGUUUGGACGCAGAAUGGAUUGUUGGACACCACAGGAUCUGAGAUCGCACAGGUCUGAGAGCGUUGUGUAACUGAUGGUCCUGCAAGUCGACAAAGUUGCUGUUGUGUGGAUAAAAGCGAAAAAAGCACUUUGUGUCGUAUGCGUGUGUGUGUGUGUGUGUGGCUGUGCGAGAGUUUGUGUGCAAAGAUACAUUACAGUUACAUUUCUUUCAGGCUGAUGAUUUCUACCUCUUGACUUGUGCUGAUUGUUUGCCUUCACAAAGGGAGCAGAACACAACGCCACAACUACAAUAAACUUUUUAAACGGUGAUUCGUCACCUUUCAUUCUUCAGAAAAUAUCGAAUCAGCUUCUUUAUAACUCUAGCAACCCAGUGAAGGGAAUUUGACCAGAUCCAAACUACUAAUGUUAGUGUCUGAAAUGGCUUGUAAAGACCAAAUGAAAGCAUUUCACAGCUAUUGAAUCGGGAGUUCCGAAAAGCCCAAAUUAUUUAGUUCAGACAGGAGAUUAAAUUUAUUUUGACAUCAUAUUUACUGGUAUUUUUUAAUCACUCCGUGCGUUUCAGCGGGCGCUCGGCGGUGGCGGGUGAGAGCGGUCGUGGCUGUGUGUGGUCCUCCAGCAGGUGGCAGUCAAUCUGCAGGGCACCAGCAUACAGCCGGGGCACACCAUCAGGGUGGUCUGACACAGGGCCCCAUGCAGAACCCUGAAUGGGAACCUUUACAGUUUUAAAGGUUUUUUUUUUUUGUACGCUUUGAUGUUUGCGAAGUCUGUUCUCAGCAGUCAGAGUUCUUCAGGUGUUGCUUUAAUGAUGACUUGAGUCGCAUUUAGAGGAAAAGUUAGCCAUGCAGAAACUCAAAAAAAUGAAAAAGUGAUAGUAUUGAGGAAAUUCUUUCAAUGUUGGGUUUAGUUAUUUUUUUCUUUAUUUCAGAACUCCAAGUUAGAAUUUUUUUCUGCACAAAAUGAACAUCAAAGAAAAGAAAAGGUUUGUUACUUUCUGAUUUUUCCAUGAAGGGAAAAGAAACUGCAUGUUUUCAUGUUUUUAGCUGUGAAACUUGUUUAGAUUUGUUCCCUUUAUUUAGGGUAUAUUAUUCUCAAAUCCAAUAUUUAUUUUGCUGAGUUGCAGUUGAGACAUUUGGGCC
Molecule: messenger RNA, 3767 nt
Organism: Menidia menidia (Atlantic silverside)
Lineage: Eukaryota; Metazoa; Chordata; Actinopteri; Atheriniformes; Atherinopsidae
Source: the annotation of a GenBank genome assembly